CUUUUCCCUGCGAUUCUACGCGGGUACGCUGCACGCGGGUUUCCCUCCCAGGCUGCAAGCUGCGACCUCAUUGUGAUUGUUGUGGCUACUGAUCGUAAAGUUAGAUUCGCCAUCUAUUAAUCUUACCCUGUUUCAGAAUCAAACAAGUAUGGCUGAUUCACAGGACGACAAGCUUUACAAAGCCGAAUAUGCGAAAAGCGGACGUGCAUCGUGCAAGAAAUGCAAAGAAAAUAUUGCAAAAGACUCACUGCGAAUGGCUAUCAUGGUGCAGUCACCCAUGUUUGAUGGGAAGGUUCCUCACUGGCACCACUUCUCCUGUUUCUGGCUGAGGGCGGCCGCUCAGUCCACGGCUGACAUCGCCGGCUUCUCUGACCUCCGCUGGGAAGACCAGGAGAAGGUCACGAAAGCCAUCGAGACCGGAGGAGCAGCAGGAGGAAAAGGGGAUGCCAAGGGCGGGGCCAAGGGAGAGAAAACGCUGAAUGACUUUGCGGUGGAGUACGCCAAAUCCAACCGCAGCACAUGCAAAGGGUGUGAGCAGAAAAUUGAAAAGGACCAGAUGCGGGUCUCCAAGAAGACGGUGGACCCAGAGAAGCCCCAGCUGGGCCUGAUCGACCGCUGGUACCACACGGCGUGCUUCGUGGGCCGCAGGGAGGAGCUGGCCUUCAAACCCGAGUACAGCGCCGCGCAGCUGAAGGGCUUCAACACGCUGAGGGCCGAGGACAAGGAGGAGCUGAAGAGGAAGCUGCCCGCCGUCAAGGCUGAGGGAGAAUUAGAUGGUGACCUUCAUGGGAGAGUAAUUAGGAAGAAGGACGGUACAAGGAAGAGGAAGGCCGACGUGGUGGACGGUGAUGCGGGCUCCAAGAAGCAGAAGAAGGAGGCGGAGGAGGAGAAGAAGAAGCUGGAGCUGCAGAUGAAGGAGCAGAGUCAGCUGGUGUGGGGCAUCAAGGACAAGCUGAGGCAGUUCUGCUCCACCAACGACAUGAAGGAGCUGCUCAUCGCCAACGGACAGGAGGUGCCGUCUGGAGAGUCCAACGUCGUGGACUGCCUGGCAGACUGCAUGGCGUUCGGGGCGCUCAAGCCCUGCGAGGAGUGCAAGGGCCAGCUGGUGUUCAAGAGCGACGCCUACUACUGCACAGGAGACAUCUCCGCCUGGACCAAGUGUGUCGUCAAGACCCAGACGCCCAACCGCAAGGACUGGCUCACGCCCAAGGAGUUCCAUGAGGUCCCCUUCCUCAAGAAGUUCAAGUUCAAGAGGCAGGACCGGCUAUUCCCCAAGGUGGCUCCAGCUCCGCCCACCGCCACAUCUGCAGCCCGGCCCGUCCCCAGUGCCUCCAGCGCCCCCAGCAGGCCCCUCCCAGAAGGAGCCCCUGCAGACAAGCCCCUGACAGGGAUGAAGCUGCUGACCGUGGGCAAACUUUCCAAGAACAAGGACGAGCUGAAGACCGCCGUGGAGGAUCUGGGCGGGAAGAUCACCAGCACCGCCAAUAAGGCUGCUCUCUGCCUCAGCACCAAGAAGGAAGUGGAGAAGAUGAGUAAAAAGAUGGAGGAGGCGAAAGAAGCUGGUGUGCGUGUCGUUUCUGAGGACUUCCUCAAAGACAUCAAGUCCUCAGGCAAGGCCGUCCAGGAGCUUGUCUCCCUGCACGGGAUUUCCUCCUGGGGGGCCGAGGUCAAACUGGAGCCCCAGGCUCCAGCAGCGGCCUCCAAGUCUGGACCUCCGGCCGCCAAGAGCACGGGGAGAGUGAAGGAGGAAGAGGGUAGCAGCAAAGCCAAGAAGAUGAAACUGACAGUGAAGGGAGGAGCAGCGGUGGACCCUGACUCAGGUCUGGAGAACAGCGCCCAUGUGCUGGAUCAGAACGGGAAGAUCUACAGCGCUACGCUGGGUCUGGUGGACAUCGUCAGGGGCACCAACUCCUACUACAAACUGCAGCUUCUGGAGGAUGACGUGCACAAACGGUAUUGGGUGUUCAGGUCAUGGGGCAGAGUGGGCACCACUAUUGGGGGUAACAAGCUUGACAAGUUCCAUGAUAAGAACUCUGCCAUGGACAACUUCCUGGGUGUUUAUGAAGAGAAGACAGGCAACGCCUGGGGCUCCUCCCACUUCACAAAAUACCCAAACAAGUUCUACCCCCUGGAGAUCGACUAUGGCCAGGAUGAGGAAGCGGUGAAGAAGCUCACAGCCAGCGCUGGCACCAAAUCCCGGCUGGCCAAGCCUGUCCAGGAGCUCAUCAGAAUGAUCUUUGAUGUAGAGAGCAUGAAGAAGGCCAUGGUGGAGUUUGAGAUUGACCUUCAGAAGAUGCCCCUGGGGAAGCUGAGCAAGAGGCAGAUCCAGAGUGCCUACGCCCUCCUCAGUGAGGUCCACCAGGCUGUAACUGACAGUGCUUCCGAGUCCCAGAUCCUGGAUCUGUCCAACCGGUUCUACACCCUCAUACCUCACGACUUCGGCAUGAAGAAACCUCCCCUGCUCAGCAACCUGGACUACAUCCAGGCUAAGGUUGAGAUGCUGGACAACCUGCUGGACAUCGAGGUGGCGUACAGUCUGCUGAGAGGUGGAGCAGAGGACAACAAGAAAGACCCCAUCGACAUCAACUAUGAGAAACUCAAGACCAAGAUCGAGGUUGUCGACAAGAGCACUAAAGAAGCAGAAAUCCUUCUGCAGUAUGUCAAGAACACACACGCCGCUACGCACAACACCUACACACUGGAAGUAGAAGAGAUCUUCAAGAUAGUCAGGGAAGGAGAGUACCAGAGGUACCGUCCCUUCGAGGAGCUGCCCAAUCGCCAGCUGUUGUGGCAUGGCUCUCGCACCACCAACUACGCUGGUAUCAUGUCCCAGGGUCUGCGUAUCGCCCCACCAGAAGCCCCAGUGACCGGUUACAUGUUCGGAAAAGGUGUGUACUUUGCCGACAUGGUGUCCAAGAGUGCCAACUACUGCCACACCUCUCAGUCAGACCCGGUGGGUCUCCUUCUACUGGGAGAGGUUGCCCUCGGCAACAUGCAUGAGCUGAAGAAGGCUUCACACAUCACAAAGCUACCCAAGGGCAAACACAGUGUUAAAGGUGUGGGUAGAACUGCCCCUGAUCCUAACGCCACAGUCACCUUAGAUGGGGUGCAAGUGCCUUUGGGAAAAGGCGCCAACACCAACAUCGAAGACACAAGCCUGCUGUACAACGAAUACAUCGUGUACGAUGUGGCCCAGGUAAACCUGAAGUACCUGCUGAAGACCAAGUUCAACUACCAGACCUCACUGUGGUGAGAGGCUUGUCUUUGACCAGACCGGCUCUCGAGAUUGAGUGAAGAGGCCACCACUGUGGCGUCCAAAACCCCUCCGGCUUCAAGCCCCAUACUCUGCAAUGGAGGACAUUUUUGACUGUGGAGCAAUACUAUAACAUUUUUGGUUUUCACUGGAUCUUAAAAUCCUAGCCACUGUACACGGUGUCAUUGCAGUAGCUGCUAGCCGUCCAUUGUUCUGCCCAUCAUCCUCCUCAGUGUCUGAUGCUCUUUGGAACCAGUGUUUCAGAGCUCAGUAGGGUUCAAUUGAGGAACAUCCCAUAAAACAUGGUUUUAAAUAAGUGAAACGCCAUCUUUUAUUUUUGUAUUUCUUAUUUCCAACACCUGUGCAAUUUGGCUGUUAAGGUUCUUUCGCAUACUGUAAGUUUUCACUCCUCUGCAUAAAGUCUUGCAACACCAACAUUUUGGACAGGAAGGUGAGCAUUGACUAGGUUAAGUUGGUAGAUAUUAGCUGGCAACAAGUAUGGUGCAUAUGUAAACAAUGGCUAAAUCUCCAUAGUGACCACUGAUAAAUACAUACUGUAGUAGACUGCAAGGAUUACAUUUUAAGUUGGGACCGUGUAAUAGGCUGUUUUGUUUGUUUCUCUGAGUGUUUGUCAAGGUAGACUUUGGGAGAAACUAGGUUUGUGCUUAAAUCUCUAGAUGUAUGUUAACUGACAACUGUAAAAUAAAUGCUUGAUUGAGA
Molecule: messenger RNA, 3973 nt
Organism: Osmerus eperlanus (European smelt)
Lineage: Eukaryota; Metazoa; Chordata; Actinopteri; Osmeriformes; Osmeridae
Gene: parp1
Product: poly (ADP-ribose) polymerase 1
Exons: 23
Coding region: 149-3253 (1034 amino acids)
Biological process (GO): double-strand break repair; protein poly-ADP-ribosylation
Cellular component (GO): nucleolus; nucleus
Molecular function (GO): NAD+ poly-ADP-ribosyltransferase activity; DNA binding; NAD binding
Source: RefSeq, a predicted model, not a curated record